AUGGAAUGCAUCGUAGAAUGUGUCAACGAGCCAUGUUGUCGGUCAACCAACUACAAAAAGGACUUUCAGAAUAAACCGAAUUGUGAAAUGUUACAUGACGUGGUCUACAAUACAUCUGAGAAAGUAUUGGAGAGAAACUCCUCUUACGAUUAUGUUUAUCUGCUUGAUCCACAAAAG
Paramuricea clavata is the source of this 177-nucleotide messenger RNA. NCBI's taxonomy places the organism in Eukaryota, Metazoa, Cnidaria, Anthozoa, Malacalcyonacea, Plexauridae. The record is from the annotation of a GenBank genome assembly.